UUGAACGCUCCUCCUAACACAAUUCAGAAAAAACAUUCAGCAUGUAAACAAGGAUUUUAUUGUAUGUAGAUAGCAUUUCUCUACUAUUUGUUCAAUACACACGAUGACAAUCAAUGCCUUUUUUAUUCGAGAGAGGAUCCAGCCUGCACAUGUGAAGAUUAGAUGCAGUUGAUGAAGACUGUGUUACUCUCUCUAUUCUUCUAUUUUAUUUCCGAACAUGUCUGUAGUGGUUGUGGGAAUUUUUCUAUCCAAAAUGUGAACUUUAUUGCCAAAAACUUUGAGUAUAUUCUCAAAUGGGAGAACAAAGGACUGGAACCAAAUGUGACUUUCAGCAUUGAAUAUAAAAGAUAUGGAACUAAACAAUGGAUUGUAAAGCAAGAAUGUCAAAAUAUCACCAGACUUUACUGCAACCUCACAGAUGAGAUCAUGAGUGAUGAGGAUAUGUUCAAGGAACAAUAUCUGGGCCAGGUUAGAGCAUGGUCUACAAACUGCUCUUUGGACUGGGUAGUGUCAAAGAGGAUGAGCCCAAUAGAUGACACAUACAUUGAUAAUAUAGAACUAACCAUCAUUGAAGGUAUCCGCUCGGUAACAAUCUUCGUUCAAGUUCCCACCAUACCAAUGAAUACUGAAGUGAUGAGCAUUGAACAACUCUACAGCAAUGGCUUGUUUGCCUAUUACAUGAGCUUCAGCAGUAUGAAGGAACAAGUCAUAUGGCAGAAAAUCCAGACAAAACAUACAUUUAACAUUACGGGCUUGAAUCCUGGUACUACGUAUAAUGGAAGUGUGUACAUUAUGAUCCACAAUGAAAGAAAAAGUGACAUUAAGCAAUUUUUUGUCAAAACUCUUCCAGAUCCCUCAAUGGUUGGACUCGUUGUGAUCUUACUUGCAGUUUCUGCUGGUCUGUUCUUUGGAGUAUUACUAUGGCUAACUUAUAGAUAUGUGAAACAACAAGGUCCGACACCAAGUGCUUUGGACUUUGGAAAACCUUUGUUCUUUCAAGCAAUACAUUUAACAAAGGAGAAGGUGAAUAGUUUAUAUGCAAUUCCAGCAGUAUCUGUCCAAUUUAAGGAACAAUGGUUUGACAAACUUAAGGACAUGCCCACCAACAGAGGGCCAGCUCUUUACAGUGCUCAGUUUGAAAACCCAUCCACAAGUGAACAAACAGAUGCCCUGCUUCAUAAACCAACCUCAUAUAUUUCUCAACAAGAACAGCCUGUAAAGAUAAACAGCAAGACCGACUCAUCAGAUGAUUAUGGGAUUAUUGAGGACAGGACAGUUUAUACAAAACCUAUAUUAGUCGAAGGCACAGCUUUUGUGAAGCAGUCCUACCUCCAUCAAAUGGACAGGCACUCAAACUUUGACCACCUAGAAGAAACUCUUCUGAAUAAUGAUGAUGAGACCAUGGAACAUAUUUGUCCACUCAUAUCGGAGUUGGAGGGUAGUGUGUUCCACCUGCUAUCGAAGAACAUGGACACGUGCGGACCUCAAGCAUUGCUAUCCUCUGUUAAAGUCUAUGGCACAGUGGAACAAAAAGAGGAACAGAUAGUAGACUUUCUUUCAGAAAUCAGAAAAUUUGAUGAACGGUUUUAUAUUAAAACAGAAGAACAAGUAUUUGAAGAUUAUACGUUGGAAUAUGUAGGAAAACCCAACAACACUUUUCAAACUCCUCUUAAUUACACAAGAAAAAAUGGGUUGGAAAGUACAUGUGAAUGCCAUCAACCUUACAAAUUACAGCACUGAUAUAAAUCUGGUUAUGAUGUUGUUUCAUAAAAAACUACUAUCAUAAAUAAAUACUAUGCAUAAUACAAUGUACAAAAUGUUAUGUAAUUGUAUAUUUCGAAUAUGUGAUCUGUAGUGUCUUAAACAUUUUCAUUUGACCUCCAUUAUUUUU
Molecule: messenger RNA, 1891 nt
Organism: Pelobates fuscus (common spadefoot toad)
Lineage: Eukaryota; Metazoa; Chordata; Amphibia; Anura; Pelobatidae
Gene: IL22RA1
Product: interleukin 22 receptor subunit alpha 1
Exons: 7
Coding region: 163-1740 (525 amino acids)
Biological process (GO): cytokine-mediated signaling pathway
Cellular component (GO): plasma membrane
Molecular function (GO): cytokine receptor activity; protein binding
Source: RefSeq, a predicted model, not a curated record